Messenger RNA from Lactuca virosa, 2381 nucleotides. Lineage: Eukaryota; Viridiplantae; Streptophyta; Magnoliopsida; Asterales; Asteraceae. The record is from the annotation of a GenBank genome assembly.
AUGAAGCAAAUUUGCACCGUUUGUUAUUCAUAUCAUAAAUCGCCGCGUAGUAGAGAAGAAGUUGGGAAGAUGAGCGGAGCUGUGCUAGUGGCUGUUGCCGCCGCCGUUGGUAACUUGCUUCAGGGAUGGGAUAACGCCACUAUCGCCGGGGCUGUGUUGUACAUAAAGAAAGAGUUCAAAUUGGAAAGCGAACCAACAAUCGAAGGUCUAAUCGUGGCCACAUCCUUGAUCGGAGCCACCUUGGUGACAACUUUCUCCGGUUCAGUAGCAGAUUCAUAUGGCCGACGACCGAUGCUCAUCAUCUCUUCUAUCCUAUACUUCGUUAGCGGUUUAGUCAUGCUUUGGUCACCCAACGUUUACAUCCUUCUAUUAGCUAGACUACUAGAUGGUUUGGGGAUCGGAUUGGCUGUCACUCUUGUCCCUGUUUAUAUCUCCGAAACAGCUCCGCCGGAAAUCAGAGGCUCACUCAAUACUCUGCCGCAGUUUACAGGUUCCGGCGGGAUGUUCCUUUCUUACUGUAUGGUGUUCGGAAUGUCAUUAAUGGAAUCACCCAACUGGCGAUUGAUGCUCGGCGUUCUUUCAAUCCCUUCUCUAGUUUACUUCGUCCUCACCAUCUUUUUCUUGCCGGAAUCUCCCCGGUGGCUCGUGAGCAAAGGUCGAAUGCAGGAAGCGAAGCAGGUUUUACAGAGGCUACGUGGCAAAGAAGACGUCUCAGGUGAGAUGGCGUUACUAGUGGAAGGUCUUGGAGUCGGCGGUGAAACCUCCAUCGAAGAAUACAUAAUCGGACCUGCAAAUGAUCUUGAACACGAACAAGACGAAGCUGCUAAAAUCAAAUUAUAUGGUCACGACGCUGGGGUUUCAUGGAUCGCUCGACCUGUUACAGGUCAAAGUAUGCUCGGAAUUGCAUCUCGUCAAGGAAGCACUAUAAACCCUAGUGGUGUCCCACUUAUGGACCCACUUGUCACCCUCUUUGGAAGUGUCCAUGAAAAGCUUCCAGAUGCGCAUGGUAGCAAAGGGAGCAUGUUGUUCCCACAUUUCGGGAGCAUGUUUAGUGUCACUGGAAACCAACCUAAACAUGAAGAUUGGGAUGAAGAAAGUGUCGGUAGAGAUGGUGGUGAUGAUUCCGGUUCCGAUGUCGGAGGCGGGAAUAACGAUUCCGAUGAUAAUCUCCACUCCCCGUUGAUUUCCCGACAAACUACAAGUUUAGAAAAGGACAUGAUUCAACCGGCUUCACAUGGAAGCAUUCUAAGUGUUAGAAACAGUAGUGUCAUCGGAAACACCACCGGAGAAUUGAGCAGUACCGGAAUUGGCGGCGGGUGGCAGCUGGCGUGGCAGUGGACGGAAAGAGAAGGGCAAGAUGGUAAAAAGGAAGGCGGGUUUAAGAGGAUUUAUUUGCAUCAAGAAGGCGGGACCGGGAUCGGAGGGUCGCAACGUGGGUCGUUGAUUUCGGUUGCUGGCGGUGAUAUGGCGGCGGAUGCUGGUGAUGUUUUUCAGGCGGCGGCUUUGGUUAGUCAACCCGCUCUUUAUUCUAAGGAUCUUGUGGACCAGCACCAGGUGGGACCCGCUAUGGUGCACCCAUCUGAAGCGGCUAUGAAAGGAACGAGUUGGAAGGAUCUUUUUGAGCCCGGGGUUAAACAUGCUUUGUUUGUUGGUGUUGGGCUUCAGAUACUUCAACAGUUUUCGGGCAUCAAUGGAGUUCUUUACUACACGCCUCAGAUUCUUGAGGAAGCCGGUGUUGGUGUUCUUUUAUCAAAUUUGGGAAUUAGUUCGACUUCAUCGUCUCUUCUUAUUAGUUGCAUUACAACUUUGUUGAUGCUUCCUUGUAUUGCUGUGGCAAUGAGGCUCAUGGAUAUUUCUGGAAGAAGGACUCUUUUAUUGACUACAAUCCCGGUGUUAAUCUUAACCCUCGUAAUCUUGGUGGUGGGAAGUGUAAUCGACUUUGGAAGUGUAGUAAACGCCGCCAUUUCAACCGCUAGUGUGGUGGUGUACUUUUGUACUUUCGUGAUGGGCUUUGGCCCAAUUCCCAACAUCUUAUGUGCGGAAAUAUUCCCAACAAGAGUCCGUGGACUUUGCAUUGCCAUUUGUGCCCUUACAUUUUGGAUAUGUGACAUCAUCGUGACAUACUCACUCCCGGUUCUUCUCACUUCCAUUGGUCUCUCGGGUGUUUUUGGAUUGUACGCGAUUGUGUGUGUGAUCGCGUGGGUGUUUGUGUUCUUGAAGGUUCCGGAAACAAAAGGAAUGCCACUUGAAGUUAUUACCGAGUUCUUUGCGGUUGGUGCAAAACAGGUUGCGGCUGCAAAGGGUAACUGAUUUCGGUGACGGUUUUGGUGCGCGCGCGUGUGUUUUGGUUUGGUUUAAAUUUUGUUGUGAUUGAAAUGGAA